This is a messenger RNA of Penicillium vulpinum, 1626 nucleotides long. Its product is annotated as FAD-binding oxidoreductase. The record is from RefSeq and is a predicted model, not a curated record. Gene Ontology annotation, molecular function: FAD binding. The transcript is spliced from 3 exons. NCBI's taxonomy places the organism in Eukaryota, Fungi, Ascomycota, Eurotiomycetes, Eurotiales, Aspergillaceae. The coding region runs from base 1 to 1626 and encodes 541 amino acids.
AUGCAUCUUUCAACCCUCAUUAGCGGGUUAUCCGCGAUUGGUGGGCUCACCGUGGCCCACGCCGCUGUGACCAACCCGGUUAUUGAAGCCGAUGACUUCAAUGUCACCGCCGCAUUGGGGGAUCUUGGCGUGGAUGUGUCAAGCAUUCCCGCAUUGGAGCCGUACACCGGCCUCGAGGCACGGUCAACCGACCUGGCCUGUGCAGCUGCUUGCGCAAGUUUGAGCUUCGUAUUUGGCUCCAAAGUCUCCGGUCAGGGGGCUGAUGGGUACGACAACUUCACUAGCUCGUUCUGGUCCGUGCAGCAAGAAGAGGUCGAGCCCCGUUGUGUUUUCCGUCCUACCAAGAACACGGACGUCAGCACUGCAGUUUUGCUUGCCCGUUUGACCGGUUGUAAGUUUGCUGCUCGUAGUGGCGGUCAUGCUGCCUUUACCGGUGCUUCUAGCGCCCCUGGCGGAAUCAGCAUCUGGUUCAAGGAUAUGAAUGCCGUUACCCUUAAUGCGGACAAGACGGUCGCUUCUAUUGGUCCAGGAAACAACUGGCUCUCUACCUACUCUGCCCUCGAGCCCUACGGCUUGGCUGUUGUUGGAGGCCGUGCUUCUAGCAUUGGUGUUGGUGGUUUCGUUCUGGGUGGUGGAAUUUCCUACCACUCCAACCUCUACGGAUGGUCUUGCGACAACGUUGAGAGUUUCGAGGUCGUUACCGCCAGUGGUCUGAUUGUGACUGCGAGCGCAACUUCCUUCUCUGACCUGUACUGGGCUCUGCGUGGUGGCGGCAACAACUUCGGUCUUGUCACCAAGUACAAUCUGUACACUAUCCCCGCCCCACACAUGUACGGUGGUGCCAGAACCUUCCUUCAGACCGCGUUCCCUGAUGUUAUCAAUGCCUGGGUCAACGUAAUCAACAAUGCCACUGUUGAUGGCAACGCCCAGCAAUACGUCGCCUUCCUCCAGACCCAAGGAAUGAGCCUUGCCUCCGCCGAGCUGACCUACCUGAAGAACGACUCCAACCCCGAGAUCUACAAGCAGUACAGAAGCAUUCCGGCCAUUUCCGACACAUCCAGCUCCAAGAGCCUUGUUGAGUACGUCAGGUACCUCGAGACCGAGAACCCCUACCACCUUCGCGAGGUCUACUGGCCCAUCAGUGUGAACCUUGACGAGAAAUUCGCCAACUGGGUCGUGAACCUCUGGUUCUCAAUGAUCCCCCAGAUGGCCAAUGUUACCGGUGGCCAGCCCGUGCUCAUCUACCAGGGUAUCACCGAGCCCAUGUUGAACAACAUGAACAACUACGGUGGCAACCCUCUCGGACUCGCUGGCUCCGCUGGUCCUGUCCACCUUUUGCACGUUGCCUUCUGGUGGAAUAACUCCUCUGACGACAAUACCGUCUACGCGUUUGUCAACAGCUUCUUGGAGAAGGUCCUUGCUGAGGCUAAGGUCGUCGGCGUCUACAACGAGUACAUCUAUAUGAACUACGCCGGCAUGUUCCAGGAUGCUAUCGCUGGAUAUGGUGCUGCCAACAAGGCUCAGUUGAAGAAUAUUGCCAAGAAGUACGACCCCAGAGAGAUCUACCAGGUUCUUCAGCCUGGCUACUUCAAGCUUGAGGGUUCUCCCGUGACCCCCAAUUUCUAG